Messenger RNA from Myiozetetes cayanensis, 2247 nucleotides. RefSeq names its product DNA repair protein RAD51 homolog 1-like. The transcript is spliced from 4 exons. Lineage: Eukaryota; Metazoa; Chordata; Aves; Passeriformes; Tyrannidae. Bases 346 to 984 code for a protein of 212 amino acids. Gene Ontology annotation, cellular component: condensed nuclear chromosome. Gene Ontology annotation, molecular function: DNA strand exchange activity; double-stranded DNA binding; nucleotide binding. The record is from RefSeq and is a predicted model, not a curated record. Gene Ontology annotation, biological process: chromosome organization involved in meiotic cell cycle; DNA recombinase assembly; reciprocal meiotic recombination.
CCUGGCAGACAAAUCCAGCUCGUGCCCGCUGCGAGGGCUGGCCCGGAGCUGCUCCAUCCCUGCUGCCACGAGCUGUGCUGGCAGUGCCGCGGCUGCGGGUGGGACACAUCCUCCGAAGGCUCUGGAUCCCCUUCCAGCCCUUGCCAAGGUGUGGGUGGCUGUCCCGAGGGCGGCUCUGGGGCACAGCCCAGCCACAACAGCAGGUGCCACUUCAGAGGGCUCUUCCAGCCGCAAGAAUUCCACGGCUGGCACUCGUGUUACCUCGUGAGCUCUUGCUCCAACGGGAUCCUGGGAGGUUUGGUCCCUUCCAGGGGGUCCCGGCCCCUCGCUGCCAGGGCCACGCAGAUGCAGCCGGAGGCCAACGCGGACACGUCGGCAGAGGAGGAGAGCUUUGGGCCACAGCUCGUAUCCAGGCUGGAGCAAUGUGGUGGAAAUGCCAAGGAUGUGAAGAAGCUGCAAGAGGCUGGAUUUCACACCGUGGAGGCCGUGGCUUGUGCACCAAAGAAGGAGCUGCUGAACAUCAAAGGCAUCAGCGAAGCCAAAGCUGACCAAAUUCAGGCUGAGCCAGCCCAACCGGUUCCCGUGGGUUUGGCCACGGAAUUCCACCAGCGGAGGUCGGAGAUCAUGCAGAUCACCACUGGCUCCGAGGACCUGCACAAACUGCUUCAGGGAGGAACAGAAACAGGGUCCGUACCAGAGUGGCUCGGGGAGUUCCGUAGCGGGAAGACACAGCUCUGUCCCAGCCUGGCAGUCACCUGUCAGGUGAGUGGGUCACCUCAUUACAGUGCAAUGUUCAGACGCCCCAGCAUUUGGGAAUUUGCUAAUUUGGGCCCUUUUCUUGACUUUCUAAGUGCUUCUUGCUUUCUAGAGGUGGCUCUUUGUUACAAGCCGGUGCAGAAGGUCCAAGCCUUAGCGGGUGUACUCUUUCAUUUCAGACUUGCAGAGAUUUUAGUAUUCCAUAAAGUAUUAGAGGCUUGGACUUAAAUUUGGUCCUUUAGUUGACUCCCUAAACUUAGCAGCUCAAAGUUGAGCAUCUGCCCUCUUCUGUGCAAUCCGGGAGCGGUCUGGGUAGCAAGGGACCUUAAAGCCCAUCCACAGCGCAGCCGUGCCCUGUCUGUCUCUUUUAAGAGUUUUUGGGGCUAAGAAGGUUCUUUUGUAUUCUGCAAUCUUUAUCUAUCUCUCGAUUAAAAAGAAGAAUAGAAUAUUGAUUUGGUUUUCAUGUGUUGGUUUGAGGUGGUUAAUUAAAGCACACCAUCGCCAAGGGAGUGUGCUGAGAUGGAGCUCUGGCUGCAGGGGACUGUCAGGCCUUAGUGGCUGUGAGUUCCUGUUCUUCUCACUGGGAAACUGGAAAGAGUUAGGAAUUAGAUUGCAGAGACGUUUUCUGAAACCUUUCCCCUUCUUUCUGCCUUUUGCUGCUAGAUCUUGUCUUUGUGCCUUUGAAUGUACAGCUGUUCCUCGGUGUGGCUUCACUGGCCUGAAUUCCUUGCAGCUCCCAGCCGGGAAAACCUGGGAUAACCGAGGGAGGACAGAGGUGACAUUUAUCUCGGAAAACCUGGGGUAAUUUCUAAGGGAUGCAGCAACUGUUUUGGGGGGCAAGUGUGUUUAACCGCCUUGGCCCCACUUGUGUUUGCAGCAGCUGGGGCCAGAGGGGCGAGGCAACCCAAAGCAAACCCUGCUCAGCCUCUGAAUCCCGGGGUAAGUUCUGCAAGCUGCUAAUGGAGGGACUAAAAAGACAUUCACAUGGAACCACUAAGAAGGGGCCUGGGAAUCCCAGUAUUGUCGUCCUAGGCUUUUGACCAGCUUUCCAAGCUUUUUAUGACAGCAAUGGCUCUCUUCCUCUGGGUGAGUCCCUCGGUAAGCUUUGGGGUUUCUUUGAAUCCCUCCCGGUGGCCCUGCCACCCAUCAGGAGCUGGCAGGGCAGACUCCGAGCUCCUGGCAGGUCCAGGGGGUUUCCCCCAGAGUGGCUCCGAGUGCUGCCCACCAGCCUGGACAGGUGGCAUCUGCUUUGGCUCCUGUCUGAGGAGCCGCGGGCAGCCCUUUCUCCGUGCCCACCCCGGUGCCCGUGGCCGGGUUCCCAGCCCCGGGCUGUGUGUUUUGCAGACGAGCCGUGCCUGGCAGACAAAUCCAGCUCGUGCCCGCUGCGAGGGCUGGCCCGGAGCUGCUCCAUCCCUGCUGCCACGAGCUGUGCUGGCAGUGCCGCGGCUGCGGGUGGGAUUCCCCCAGCUCCGGACGCUCCGGAGCAGGGCA